AUUUCAUAUUUCAGAUGUUCCACUAUAUACUUUAGAUUAUAUCCUGAAAAAGCUGAGAAAAGCUUUCAAUCUUUUUAGUUGGCAGGAUAUGUCAAAAUUUUUGUGAUGUCGAUGUUGAGGGAGCGAGGGCAGUAUGCAUUUGAAGAAAAGUGGCCUUGUAUGCGUCCUAUUAUAUUGAAAUUGCUGAAACAAGAGCCUGUAACUCAGGGAGAAUGGCACGAUUUAUUUUAUUCUGUCCAAGUAUGCCUUUGGGACGAAAAAGGACCCGCAAAAUUGUGCGAUGCCCUCAAGGAGGAUAUAAUGGAUUUUAUAAAACAGGCUCAACAGAGAGUCCUAGCUCAUCAAGAAGAACAAGCUUUAUUGAAAGCUUACAUAGCAGAAUGGAGAAAGUUUUUCACGCAAUGUAACUAUGUACCGUCACCUUUUAGGCAAUUAGAAACUUCACUCUCUGGAAAACUUGGUUCUAAUAUUCCAAAGAAGAAUCACUGUGAUGAAAGCAUCGUAAGAAAGUUAAUGUUAGAUAGUUGGAAUCAAAGUAUAUUUGGUGAAAUAAAACAGAGACUGCAGGAUUCUGCCAUGAGAUUAGUGCGAGCAGAAAGAAAUGGAGAAGCAUUUGAUUCUCAGCUGGUUAUUGGAGUUCGAGAGUCUUAUGUAAAUCUUUGCUCGAAUUCGGCUGACAAACUUCAAAUAUACCGGGAAAAUUUCGAGGCAGCUUACAUUGAGGCAACUGAGGCCUUCUAUAAGAUCAAAGCACCUGAACAAUUGUAUUCACAUGGCGUUGAAAAUUACAUGCGCUACGCCGAAGCAAAGCUUCGAGAAGAAGAGCUACGCGCACAAAAAUAUUUGGAGCCCAACAGUGCUAGUGUGCAGUUAUUAACUGAUUGUUGCGUCAGAGUAUUGGUUGCCAGUUUUAAACCUGCAAUUCUCGCAGAAUGUCCACGAAUGAUACAACAACACCAAACCGACAAAUUGCGGCUCAUGUUGAAAUUAAUGGACAGAGUGCAGGACGGUGUGAUUCCAAUGCUGCGAGAUUUGGAGGAUCAUAUAGCAAGUGCCGGACUAGCAGAUAUGAUGGCUGCCGUUGACGUAAUCACUCAAGAUUCUGAGAAAUAUGUCGAGAGGCUGUUGGAUCUGUUCAGGCGCUUUUCAAUUCUCGUGAAAGAGGCAUUCGACGAUGAUCCGCGGUUUUUGACCGCACGAGAUAAGGCGUACAAACUUGUUGUAAACGAUGCGACUGUAUUUAGACUAGAACUGCCCGUGCGACAAGGAGCUGCUUCUUCUUCUGCCGCUGGAAUUCCCCCCGCUCCUGUUGCUUUAAACAGUAAACCAAAUAGCAAUAACAACAUUCAACCUGAGUCCAAGUGUCCCGAAUUGCUAGCAAACUAUUGCGACAUGUUACUUAGAAAAACACCACUUAGCAAAAAACUUACUUCCGAUGAAAUCGAAAGUAAAUUACGAGAUGUGUUACUAGUAUUGAAAUACGUUCAGAAUAAGGAUGUGUUUAUGCGAUAUCAUAAGGCACAUUUAACAAGGCGCUUAAUAUUGGACACGUCGGCCGAUUCGGAAAAGGAGGAAAACAUGGUAGAAUGGCUGCGAGAAGUCGGCAUGCCUGCUGAUUAUGUCAAUAAACUGGCACGAAUGUUUCAAGAUAUCAAAGUCUCUCAAGAUCUCAAUCAACAAUUUAAGGAACAAUGUCGAGCUGUUAUUGCCGACAGUAUUAAUAUUAAGAUUCUAAAUGCUGGUGCGUGGGCGAGAGGUAGCGAAAGAGUAACUGUCAGCUUACCUCUUCAACUGGAAGAUUAUAUUCCAGAGGUGGAAGAAUUUUACAAAAAGAAACAUAGUGGGCGAAAACUUCAGUGGUAUCACCAUAUGUCAAACGGAACGAUAACAUUUUCGAAUCAAGUCGGUCGAUUCGAUGUGGACGUUACAACCUUUCAAAUGGCUGUAUUAUUUGCUUGGAAUCAACGACCACUUGAAAGAAUCUCCUAUGAAAAUCUCCGCCUGGCCACGGAGCUUCCAGAUCCAGAAUUGAGACGCACACUGUGGUCUUUGUGCGCCUUUCCCAAAUUGAAGAGACAACUUCUUCUGGUUGAUCCCAUAGCACACAGUCCUAAGGAUUUUGCACACGAUACGAGAUUUUGGGUUAAUCAGGACUUUGCCAUUGUGAAAAACAAUAAACUUCAAAAACGAGGGAAGAUAAAUCUAAUUGGACGUUUACAACUAUCAACGGAACGAAGUAAGGAGGAAGACAACCAAUCAAUUGUGCAGCUUAGGAUUUUACGCCUUCAAGAAGCAAUUAUUAAAAUUCUCAAGAUGAGGAAGAAAAUUAACAACGCUCAACUACAAACUGAAUUAGUGGAUAUUCUGAAAAAUAUGUUUUUGCCAAGUAAAAAAAUGAUUAAAGAACAAAUUGAGUGGCUUAUAGAACAUAAAUAUAUUCGCCGACAAGAAGAUGAUAUUAAUACCUUUGUGUACAUGACAUAAUUCAAGUUUUGGUUAAAAGUUUUUAAGCUUUUAUUAUUAACUUAUAUAUUUUUGUAUAUCUGUAUUUCGUUUUAGAAUUGUUCGUUUGUGAUUGUUCGGAACAUAGGAAUAUUUGAAUGAGACACUUUUAAAAUUGGGAGAUUUAUCCUAUUCUCCAUUAGUUUCGAUACAUCACGUGAUUAAUAUUCGUUCACUUAGAAUAUUUCAUUAUAAAGGUGCUUGUUUUAAAUUUACCCUUUUUUUACAAUCAAUUGAUUGUUAUAAAUUUAUAAUAUUUUUAAAUUUAUCAAAAACUGCGUCUUUAUUUGUAAAAAAGAAUCUCUUGUAUUGAUAAUAAUUGAAAUUUUUUCUAGUUCAACAUUUUAUAGAAUACUGAAUAUUUUCUUUUUAACAAGUUUUACACUUUACUGAUUACAUAAUGAGUUCCUAUGUAAUUCUUGAAUUUAGUAGUAUCAGUCAAGUGUUUUUAAUUCAUUUUUAAAUUUGUACAGAUUUUUAUAAUAAGCAAGCAAUACUAAAAUUGCUAAUUACGGAUUUGUCAGUAUUAGAGAUUCUGCAAAAAUUAUAUUUACGCUUUGAAAAUACUGAGCAACUGUUGGUAUUAAGACAAGUGAAAAUAAAAAAAAACUCUAAAAAUCAAAUUAUAAAAUAGACGAAUGGAUUUAUUUAAGGAAAUCGAUUGUAACAAUGAACGCAUUUUAAAAAGCAAGGAUAAUAUUGGAGGAUGGUAUCAAUUUCUGCGUUUAAUGUAUGUCUCAAAAUCGUCUGUAUGUUUGUAAUUUUUUUCACAUGAUAAUAUUAACUUGUAUAAAGCCUUUGUAAUAUUAAAAUGUUAAGAAUGUAAAGAAAAAAAUGACUUAUUCCUUUAAUGGAAUAAAUUAAAGGCCAAAUUUUUCACAAA
Messenger RNA from Leptopilina heterotoma, 3385 nucleotides. RefSeq names its product cullin-5 (gene Cul5). The transcript is spliced from 11 exons. Gene Ontology annotation, biological process: SCF-dependent proteasomal ubiquitin-dependent protein catabolic process; protein ubiquitination. The coding region runs from base 106 to 2484 and encodes 792 amino acids. Gene Ontology annotation, cellular component: SCF ubiquitin ligase complex; Cul5-RING ubiquitin ligase complex. NCBI's taxonomy places the organism in Eukaryota, Metazoa, Arthropoda, Insecta, Hymenoptera, Figitidae. Gene Ontology annotation, molecular function: ubiquitin protein ligase binding. The record is from RefSeq and is a predicted model, not a curated record.